This is a messenger RNA of Orycteropus afer afer, 515 nucleotides long. RefSeq names its product ATPase H+ transporting V1 subunit F (gene ATP6V1F). Gene Ontology annotation, cellular component: proton-transporting V-type ATPase, V1 domain; membrane. Gene Ontology annotation, molecular function: proton-transporting ATPase activity, rotational mechanism. NCBI's taxonomy places the organism in Eukaryota, Metazoa, Chordata, Mammalia, Tubulidentata, Orycteropodidae. The record is from RefSeq and is a predicted model, not a curated record. Gene Ontology annotation, biological process: proton transmembrane transport.
CGGGGCUUCGGUUACCUCGGGCAGUCACGGGUUGAGCUCUGCCAACUGCGAGGAUGGCGGGGAAGCUCAUCGCGGUGAUCGGAGACGAGGACACGGUGACCGGCUUCUUGCUGGGUGGCAUAGGGGAGCUUAACAAGAACCGCCAUCCGAAUUUCUUGGUGGUCGAAAAGGAUACAACCAUCAAUGAGAUCGAAGACACUUUCCGGCAGUUUCUAAACCGAGACGACAUCGGCAUCAUCCUCAUCAACCAGUACAUUGCCGAGAUGGUGCGUCAUGCACUGGACGCCCACCAGCGCUCCAUCCCCGCCGUCCUGGAGAUCCCGUCCAAGGAGCACCCCUAUGACGCUGCCAAGGACUCCAUCCUGCGCAGAGCCAGGGGCAUGUUCACUGCUGAAGACCUGCGCUAGGGGCGCCUCCAGCCCUCCAGCCCCUCCCUCACAGGCUUCUCCCCAGUCUGGCCAUCCGCUCUUCUAUGCGUUCUGAGCCUCCGAUUUCCAACCCCCUGCCCGUUCCCA